AGAAUCUCCAACCAAGCAGACCCAGCAUGUUUCCUUGUUAUCUUCCGAGUCUGGUUCAACUGUUUCACUCGUAGCCGAGAUCUCGUACGGUCAAUGACAUGGGCGUUGAGGAAACUGGCUAACCAAAGCAUUGCUCCGCUGACUAACAUUCCCUCUAACGCCAUCACAGAUGCGUGGAGAGAGGAUGUCAUUGCUGUAUAUAACCUGGAUUUAUGAGACUAUUUAAGUACCUUCUUCGCGUCCCAAUUCUCUUCACUCAACAUUUUUUUUUGGUUGUCUCUCAGUAGUUCUCCCAAUCCCAUUGACACAUAACUACAAAACAUGUCCUCACUUAUCUCAACUGAAAUGCAAUUUGUAAACAAAGCAGCUCCAAAUGUACCGUACUUUACGCCUGCUCAAGAUCCACCAGCCGGCACGGCGUUAGAUCCGCAGCCUGAUGGCAAACCAGUUCCAAAACUCUUUAAGCCCCUGCAACUUCGAGGCAUGAAGUUGCAGAAUCGAAUAAUGCUUUCCCCGUUGUGUCAGUACUCCGCAGAGGAUGGCCACGCAACAAUGUGGCACAAGACUCACCUUGGAGGUAUCAUCCAACGCGGACCCGGUCUGACCACUGUUGAGGCAACUGCCGUCCUUCCUGAGGGUCGCAUUACACCAGAAGACUUGGGUUUGUGGAAGGACAGCCAAACGGGGCCAUUGAAGGAGAUUGUCGACUUUGCUCAUUCUCAAGGCCAGAAGAUUAUGAUCCAGCUUGCCCAUGCUGGGCGGAAAGCUUCGACUGUAGCUCCUUGGCUGAGUGCUGGUGCCACUGCUACUGAGGCGCUCAACGGCUGGCCCAACAAUGUCUACGCACCUAGUGCCAUUGCUUUCAACGAACAUUUUCCACAACCCAAGGCGAUGACCAAGGCAGAUAUUGAAACUUUCAAGACUGCGUAUGUUGCUGCUGUCAAGCGAGCCAUUGCAGUAGGCUUUGACGCUAUUGAGAUACAUUCCGCUCAUGGAUACUUGCUGCACGAGUUUUUAUCCCCUAUUUCAAACCGUCGCACUGAUGAGUACGGCGGUUCCUUCGAGAAUCGCACCCGUCUUCUCCUAGAGCUUGUUGAUCUCGUGAGGGGAACGAUGCCAAAGGACAUGCCACUCUUUGUGCGUAUUAGUGCCACGGACUGGCUCGAGGAGGCUGUUCCAGAUCAAGAGAGCUGGAAGGUUGAGGACUCCGUGCGUCUUGCAACGAUCCUGGCUGAGAAGGGAGUCGAUCUCCUCGACGUAUCGUCCGGAGGGAUGGACCCUCGCCAGCGGAUUCGUGCAGGGCCGGGCUACCAAGUGCCGUUCGCGAAGGCGAUCAAAGCAGCCGUAGGUGAUAAGAUGGCUGUCGGCACUGUGGGCGCGAUCACGGAAGGCAAGCAAGCAAAUGGAUAUCUUGAGGAGGGCUUAGACCUCAUCAUCGUCGGACGUGGUUUCCAGAAGAACCCUGGUAUUGUUUGGCAAUUCGCUGAUGAUCUAGACAUCCAAGUGAACUGGGCUAAUCAGAUCCGCUGGGGUUUUGGUGGCCGGGGCAAGAAAUAGAGCACGAACGCUUCAUCACAAUGCCUGUGAAUAUGCGUUUAGAGAUACCCGUGUAGAACGUGUAAUAGAUAGAUGUUGGUGAAAUCUGUCGUUCUUCGUCAUUUUGUGCCAGCGAGUUUGCAGAAUUCCGAUCGGCAAAUAUUAGGAAUCGCUGACUGCCUACCAGAAAGCCUGAGUCAAGACGAACAGACCUGGUUACCCUCUCAAAAGUAUCGUACAUACUACACAUUAUUUUGCCGCCGGAUCGAGAGUACGAGCAUUAACAGGACCACACGAUCUCGAACGUAAUCAUCAGCUUCUUCAUUGGGAGCAGCAACGGCAGCUUGUGAAAAGUUUUUUAAAU
Verruconis gallopava is the source of this 1900-nucleotide messenger RNA. RefSeq lists its product as uncharacterized. Lineage: Eukaryota; Fungi; Ascomycota; Dothideomycetes; Venturiales; Sympoventuriaceae. Gene Ontology annotation, cellular component: intracellular anatomical structure. The transcript has 3 exons. The record is from RefSeq and is a predicted model, not a curated record. The coding region runs from base 322 to 1557 and encodes 411 amino acids. Gene Ontology annotation, molecular function: FMN binding; NADPH dehydrogenase activity; NADP binding.